UCCUCCACUGAGAUGGUGACGCUCCUUCAAAACUCCAGUCUCACGGCGGCGGCAGCAGAUUGCUUGAGUCAUCUGAAGGUUCAUAACGUUACCAAAUCUUUCAUAGCUUAUCUGUCAAUGAGCUGGAUGCCUGUACUUGUCAGUAGGUGGUCUUGUUAAAUAUAACCUUAAAGAAAAGAUAAAAAGAGAAGAAUAACAAUAAAGCACCCAAUGUUUUAACACAGGGAACUUUGAAGCUCGUGUACAUUCUCUUUAUAUGUGCGCACCGCUGGUGCCAGACGCGCGUUUCCAGCCAGUGCUGGUGAUGCGAUGCCCCGCAACCACAGCGGCGAUGAGGGCGGCACUGGUCUCUGGAUGAAGACCUCGCAGCACUAUGGCAUGAAAGAUGUUGAAGCCGGUCGUGGGACGAUGAACAGCGCGACCAAGACAGUCGACAGCCUGCUGCCGACGCCGGGCACAACAGGUGCAGGAGGCUCGGAAAACCAGAGGAGAAAGCAAGGCGCCCGGCUGAGCUUGCUGGGGAAACCGCUCGCCUACAGCGCGCAGAGCGGCCGGAGAAACGCGCGCUACAGGAAGCUCCAGAACUACCUCUACAAUGUCCUGGAGAGACCACGAGCCUGGGCAUUCGUUUACCAUGCCUUUGUGUUCACUUUGGUGUUUGGCUGUCUCGUUCUCUCUGUGUUCUCCACCAUCCCUGCUCAUAUGGACCUCUCCAAUCACUGUCUCCUUAUACUGGAGUUUGUGAUGAUUGUUGUGUUCGGUCUGGAGUACAUCAUUCGCAUCUGGUCGGCUGGAUGCUGCUGUCGCUACAGGGGAUGGCAAGGACGACUGCGCUUUGCAAGAAAACCAUUCUGUGUCAUCGACAUUAUUGUGCUCAUUGCAUCCAUCGCAGUGGUUUCAGCUGGUAGCCAGGGCAAUAUUUUUGCCACGUCUGCACUUCGCAGUCUGCGAUUUUUGCAGAUCCUACGCAUGGUGCGUAUGGACAGGCGAGGCGGUACCUGGAAACUGCUUGGAUCUGUUGUGUACGCUCACAGCAAGGAGCUUGUGACCGCCUGGUACAUUGGCUUCUUGGUGCUGAUCUUUUCUUCAUUCUUGGUGUACUUGGUGGAGAAAGAGUUUAACAAACAGUUCGCCACCUAUGCAGAUGCUCUUUGGUGGGGUACGAUUACGCUCACCACCAUUGGAUACGGCGAUAAGACUCCACAGACCUGGACUGGGCGGCUUCUGUCUGCAGGGUUUGCUUUGGUGGGCAUCUCGUUCUUCGCUUUGCCUGCUGGUAUUCUUGGCUCUGGCUUUGCUCUGAAGGUCCAAGAGCAGCACAGACAGAAGCAUUUUGAAAAGAGGAGAAACCCAGCAGCCAGCCUCAUACAAGCUGCGUGGCGUCUCUACUCCACAGACCACUCCAGAACAUACCUGAGUGCCACAUGGCUGUUCUAUAAAAGUGUUCUCCCUCCUCAAAGGAAAGACCAGGGGGAAUCGAUCAGCAGUCAAAAGUUAAGUUUUCGGGAGCGUGUGCGCAUGGCCAGUCCUCGCGGUCAGAGCAUGAAGAGCAGACAGAUGUCAGUGAAUGACCGACGCUCUCCUGCCACAGAGGUUGGGGUUGAGGGCAGCAGCCCUGCCAAGGUCCAGAAGAGCUGGAGCUUCAAUGACCGCACACGCUUCCGGCCAUCACUGAGACUCAAGAGCCAAUCGCGCACAACCGCUGAAGCUGACACAAAUAUUGGACCGGAUGAUGCUUUUGAUGAGAAGGGUUGUCAUUGUGAUGUGACUGUGGAAGAUCUAUCUGCCCCGCUGAAGGCAGUGAUCAGGGCUGUCAGGAUAAUGAAAUUCCAUGUGGCCAAGAAGAAGUUUAAGGAAACGCUUCGACCGUAUGAUGUGAAAGAUGUGAUUGAGCAAUACUCUGCUGGUCACCUGGAUAUGCUGUGUCGUAUCAAGAGUCUCCAGACUAGGUUGGACACCAUUGUGGGUCCACAGUCCCUGAGUCGCAAAGCCAAGACCUUUUCUUCUCCUUCCCUGCACUUGUAUUACAGCCAGGCCAAGAGGAAACACUCUGCCCCAGGACUCGCCACAGCUGUGGGUCCACAUCAGACACUCAGCACCAAAGCCAGGAACCUUUCCUCUCCCUCUCUACACAUGUAUUACAGCCAAAGCAAGAAGAAGCACGCUGGGGUGGAUCAGAUACUGGGAAAGGGCCAGAUUUCAGUGGACAGAAAAGGCAGGGAGAAAAUCCUCCCAGAAGGAGAAUCCUUGGAGCAUGACAUGAGCAUGCUUGGCCGUGUCUGUAAAGUAGAGAGACAAGUACAGUCCAUUGAGUCAAAGCUGGACUCAUUACUUGAUAUAUACCGGCAAGUGUUGCAUAAAGGCUCCUCUUCGAUGCUUGGUCUGUCUGCUUUGCCCUUGUUCGAGCUGGAUCAAACCUCCGACUACCAAAGCUCCAUACAUGGCAAGGAUUUGUCAUCCUCCUCCCAGCUUACCGGCAGCAGUGUGUCUCGUUCGGGCAGCAGUCACCUGCACCGUGGUCUUCAUCUGGCUCUGGCCCCUAGUGAACUCAACUUGGGUACUGGUUACCCAUAUUCUGCCUCCUCCUUCUCACCUUCCCCUCUCCUAAACAACCAACCCUCCAGCCCUGACAGUUUCUACCCAGCGUCCCCUCCUCCCAUUCUCACCCCCAACAACCUUUCCAGAAGUCACCAGCGGUUUAGUGAGCUGACUAGGCCGGUCCCCACAGUACAUUCAACCUCAUCUACCCUUCAGCUCCCGCCUAUGGUACCAACGCCUCAAAGUCGGCCCUCCAGCCUUAUCCCAGAGACACUACAGGAGAGCCAGGCGGAGUGUCUGAGCAAUUGCCUGUUGAGUACCCAAAUAGAGGAUGAGUCAGACAAGGAAGCCGAGAGUAUUCAAAGCACGGUACAGCUACGGGACAAGCCCGAACGUAAUCCCAAGGAAGAUGGGUCAUGGAGAAGACACUUGAGCCUUGACAUUGAUCCUCUUAUGCUCAUGUCUUCCACAACAGCUGCCUCGCUACAGGUCGAGUGUGGGCUCGGCAAGUCUCUUUCUGCUCAGAACCUCAUGUUACCGACUGCUGCCAACUGCCAUCCCAGCCUGUCCACUCGGAGCAGCGGCAGCAGCAACAAUGAGUCCAGUGACCGUGAGCCGUUGGCCGACUGGGGCGAUACAGAGCUCCUUGUCAAUGACAAAGAGGUGGACACCACAGAGGGUGACAGAUACCACCUCCACCAACAAAGCAACGAUACAACCUUCUCUUCUGAGCUGCUACGGACAGGAGCCAGUGGGCUGUCUCCAAGCCAGGCUGGACCUAGAGAUGGUCUUGAGUCCCAUAAAUUGCCUCACGUAUGCCUCGAAUAACCCCCGGAGCACAGGAACCUCACUGUGGAGACUGGACACAACCUCAUGUCACUCAUGUGAAUCUUUUCCAAAGGAAAUGGAGCGUCCUGUACGCUCUAUGUGUUUUCUAAUUUUCACAGGAAGACGACAUGCUGUUCAUACGUUCAUGUUCAUACGUACAUAUCAAUGCAUGGACAAUUUAUCAAAAAAGAGAUUUUAUGUUAACAAGAAACUGUUGUGGAAAAAAUAUCCGGGUUCAAUAUACGUUAAGCUCAAUUGACAGGUUUGUGACAUAAUACUUAUUACCUCCAUAGACACCAUAAAUUACUGAAAAAUGUGUGCAUGUAACCAUAUGAAGGUAUCUAUAAUCAAGGAAGCUUAUAAUUUUAUGAACUUAAAUUUCUGCUUUUAAAACAUUGAGAAAUUGGCCCCAUUCAUUUUCACUGUGAGUGCAUCAGCCUAACCCAUAUACUGUAUAUUCUUUUUUUUUUUUUCUUUUUUUUAUCAAUAUUAUGCCACGAAUGCUUUCGGUUGAGCAUAACUUGUAUUGAACUUAUAAUAUUACUUUAAAAUAAUGAAGGGUUAAGGUACUGAAUGAGCCUUGCAUGGGAUCAGCAUGUGUAAAAUCCAACAGCAUAUAGAAUUGGAAGUGUGUAUGCAGCUGUAGUAAUAAUCCCUCACUCAGCAUUAGGAUUUAUUUGUCACUUCCUUCUGAAUGUUUGGCAGUCCACUCAUUUGCAUGUGUUAAGAAAUUGUUGGGGGAAUAGCAGAAAAAAAAAACAAAAAACAGAUGGUCUUAGUCCAAAACACCAUUAAUCUGUGAUACUAUGCAAAUCAAGCAGGGUUUGCAAGCAACUCCAGAAGAAACUCAGAAACAAAAGCAUCUUCACGGUAUAGCCUGCACAAAGAUAUGCUUUCUUAUUUUGACUAUGUUCUUAAAAACCCUAGAAUCUUAGCAUCUGAAGAAAGCUGAAUGCUUUUACUAAAGAGACAGUAUGAUGUGUUUAGGUGUAAUGUCUUGUGAGGAGGUAUUUGUGACAGUCAGGCUUUUUGAAAAGCACUGAUUUCUGAUUUUUCUAAUUCUGAGUCCUCAUAUGAAUGUUUGGCUGCUAAAAUGUAUGAAUAAUUUUCAUCAUGACAAUAAAUCACACUUGCAAUAUCAUAACUAAUGAUUGUAAUUAAAUUUAACAUGUAUAUUGAUUGCUUUGUAACCUGCAUCCAUAUAAUCAGAAGUUAUCUUUGUCAAAAUUUGAUUGGAAUUGCGGCAAUAUCUAAUUUCUGUUGUAUUUUCUGAUUUUGUUCUUUUAAAUUCUGUAGCAAGCAGGCAUCUUAUACCUAAACCUCGGCUUUGUAACCUCUGUUCUACAUUUUUUAUUCCAAGCUUCUGAAUGGUACAGUAAGUGCUUUAGCUUAAAUGCUUGUCUGUACAACUUAGAAUGUAAAGUGUAUCAUUAUGUGUUCCUAGAUUUACCAUGAUUAACUGUUACAUUUGUUUGUUUUGUUUUUAUUUUUUUGUUAAAAACAUCCGAGGCAUACAUUGAGGAUGUUUUUGGCACUGUACAAUUGGAAGCAAAACUGUUCAGAUGUAUAGAGGAAACCUGCAAAUGUGAUGAAUUGUUUUAACAUGAAUAUGCUUUAAAUAAGAUUUAUAAUCCAGAGAUAGUUGAGAUGCUUAUUUUUCUCUAGAGUUGAGGUAAAUAAUAUAGGCACCUGAGAUUUUAAGUGAGAAAAUGUCAACGGCUGUGGAACUAACUGAUGCUUGAAAUGCAGAAAAGGGGUUGUACAGAAAUAUAGUCUUCUUAACACAUUAUGAUUAAUAAUAUUACUAUUGUUAUUGCUUUUUUGAACAUUUUAAUUUGUAAUUCAAUGUUUUACGGUGCCUUUUUGCAUUUUAUUAAACAUUUAUACAACUUCUGUAUUCACGAUACCUUGAACUCCUAUUGAAAUGGUUAUAUUUUGACAAUUGCACAUUCUCUGUUUGGCUGUGAACUUAAAAGCGUCUGUCAGUUUAAGCAGCAUUUCUUUGUUUUACCACUAGAUCAAAUAAUUUAUUACACAGAAACUGGCCUUAUAUACAUGCUUGAUAAUGUUAGCGUUCUCUGUAAUUCAAAAUAAUUUAUUUCAUCAUUGUGCACAUAAACAGAGUUGAUGCUCUGGGAUUGAAAAAAUGCAAAAUGGAAUUUUAUGAUCAUCAUAAUACUUAAAUAAACAAAAUACUUGAAACUUG
This is a messenger RNA of Carassius gibelio (silver crucian carp), 5572 nucleotides long. Its product is annotated as potassium voltage-gated channel subfamily KQT member 5. The record is from RefSeq and is a predicted model, not a curated record. Gene Ontology annotation, molecular function: voltage-gated potassium channel activity. Bases 310 to 3366 code for a protein of 1018 amino acids. Gene Ontology annotation, biological process: potassium ion transport; transmembrane transport. Lineage: Eukaryota; Metazoa; Chordata; Actinopteri; Cypriniformes; Cyprinidae. Gene Ontology annotation, cellular component: membrane. The transcript is spliced from 16 exons.